UGUUCUUGCUGCCUUCUCCAUGGGAACGAGGUGUAUCACCAGCCCCAAGACAUGUCCUGCUACAGCCAGUGUGUACCCUGCCGGCCCUGCGGCCCCACCCCUCUGGCCACCAGCUGCAAUGAGCCCUGUGUCAGGCAGUGCCAGAACUCCACCAUUGUCAUUGAGCCCUCUCCCGUGGUGGUGACCCUGCCCGGACCCAUCCUCAGCUCCUUCCCGCAGAACACCGCCGUGGGAUUGUCCACCUCCGCUGCUGUUGGCAGCAUCCUCAGCUCUGAGGGCGUGCCCUCGGGGGGCUUUGACUUGUCCAGCUUCGGCAGUCGCUACUGCAGCAGAAGUUGCCCUCCAUGGUCAAGCCACAGGCGGUGGUCCUGGAGAAAUUAUUUCAGAAACUACGAAUGCGUUGCUGGAUAA
Messenger RNA from Numida meleagris (helmeted guineafowl), 411 nucleotides. RefSeq names its product feather keratin Cos1-1/Cos1-3/Cos2-1-like. NCBI's taxonomy places the organism in Eukaryota, Metazoa, Chordata, Aves, Galliformes, Numididae. The transcript is spliced from 2 exons. Gene Ontology annotation, cellular component: intermediate filament. The record is from RefSeq and is a predicted model, not a curated record. The coding region runs from base 52 to 411 and encodes 119 amino acids. Gene Ontology annotation, molecular function: structural constituent of cytoskeleton.